This is a messenger RNA of Pterocles gutturalis (yellow-throated sandgrouse), 483 nucleotides long. RefSeq names its product ankyrin repeat domain 37 (gene ANKRD37). The record is from RefSeq and is a predicted model, not a curated record. Gene Ontology annotation, molecular function: protein binding. NCBI's taxonomy places the organism in Eukaryota, Metazoa, Chordata, Aves, Pterocliformes, Pteroclidae. The annotation marks the transcript as partial. The transcript has 3 exons.
UCUGGUAGUUUCAGCAAUCUGUUUGAGGCAGGAACCGGUGUGAACGCACCUGCAGAUGCCUUUGGUCAGUCUCCAGCUCACUUGGCUGCUUGUGGUGGUGAAGCUUUCUUCCUACUUUGGCAACUGCAGACAGGAGCGAAUUUGAACCAACAGGAUUGCCUGGGAGAAGCCCCGAUUCAUAAAGCAGCAAAAGUUGGGAGUUUGGAAUGUCUUGCUCUCCUUGUUGCUGGUGAUGCCAAAAUUGACUUGUGCAACAACAGUGGACAAACAGCAGCAGACCUCGCACUGGCUUAUGGCUUUCUGGAAUGUGCCAAGUUCCUCACAACCAUUCAGCACACUCAGACAAUGAAACUGAGAGGAGAAUCUGGCUACUCACUGACUGACAAAGGUGGCUUACUGAGAGAGGAUGCAGCUGCACAGAAACAAGAAAGUAAAACCAGCAGAUCCAUAAGCAGGAAGAGGAGAAGAUCAGAGGGUGUGUAG